Molecule: messenger RNA, 1086 nt
Organism: Fusarium verticillioides 7600
Lineage: Eukaryota; Fungi; Ascomycota; Sordariomycetes; Hypocreales; Nectriaceae
Exons: 2
Coding region: 166-777 (203 amino acids)
Biological process (GO): intracellular iron ion homeostasis; iron incorporation into metallo-sulfur cluster
Cellular component (GO): mitochondrion
Molecular function (GO): ferrous iron binding; 2 iron, 2 sulfur cluster binding; ferroxidase activity
Source: RefSeq, a predicted model, not a curated record
CUUCAAUUCGUUCAUCUUCUGAGUAAAAGCGAUUGACCGAGCUCAUCACCGCGAAUGCUCUUCUGGUUUUCACUUACGGGCCACUUCUAACCACUCAAUACUAUACUAAGCCACGAUACAGUAGCCAAUACGCAGUUUCCGAAAGUUGUUUUCUUAACAAACAAGAUGUCCCGACAAAUCGCAUUUCAAGCUUCCCGCUUGGCUUCGCGAGCGAUCCGCUCUUCAACGCCCGUAUGCCGCUCAAGCUUCCGUAUCGCUCCUGCAAUCUCGCACUUUUCUAUUCUAUCUACCCUUUCGCAAAAAUGCUUCUCGACUACGGUUUCCAACAAGCGGGGUAUCAUGCCUGACACGGAGAAUCCUGCCAAGCCUUUGAACGAAGCCGAAGAGAUCCACCAGAACGCUGUUGUCGCCGAUAUUACUGAGCAAGAGUAUCAUGACCUUGCAGACGAGUACCUCGAUAAUGUUGUCGGCAAGUUUGAGGAACUCCAGGACCAGCGAGAAGACAUCGACGUCGACUUCUCGGCUGGAGUCCUCAGCAUCAGUUGGCCUGACAAGGGCACAUAUAUCAUCAAUAAACAGCCCCCUAAUAAGCAGAUAUGGCUGUCAUCUCCCAUCUCUGGCCCUAAGCGCUAUGACUGGUGCCUCUUUGGAGAGGGUCAGAAUGAGAAAGAGGGCACAGCUGUGGGUGACUGGAUCUACGUCCGUGAUGGAUCCAGCCUAAACCAGGUCUUCUCUGAGGAGCUUGGUGUUGACAUUGACGUUCCGAGCGAGGAGUAGAGCUUCCUUCCGAAUACCGAUAAAAGACACAGCAAGCAUGAUUAAAGGAGAAGUCUAUCACAGACAAAGUAAAAGCAUUCAUGCAGGCGUUGAGGACUUCGGUUAGCCUAGUGAGGAUUGCGGUUUAUGUUAAUGUAUUGUACAUGUACUAUUUAAGGUCUCUCGCCGUUCGGGGAAUUGGAAGUUCCCAAGUCAGAACGCAUCCAAAUAAUUUGUCGUUUGUUUCGCCUAAGAUCUGCCAUUAACCAUACAAUUCCUUUUGUCUUGCGUAUCCAGUACCAUUAAUGUACAGGUUCCUUUCAUCGUCUC